UGUCCUUCUCAGUCCUGAGUUUAAUUUACUCGAUGCUUCUUUCUCAGCUGUCUGCAGUUCUGAAGAAAUGAGGACGAGUGAGUUUGACUCCUCAUCUGAAGACGAGGAAGUCGGAGAGGAGCAGCUGACUCCCUUCCACAUCUCCUGGUUGCCUCUGUCCAUAGUAGAGUGUUCGCAGUUUCUUGGAAUAUGUGCACUACCUGGUUGCAAAUACAAAGACAUCCGCAGGAGCCUGCAAAGAGAUGUUGAGGAGCUCCAGAACCAGGGCGUGCAGGAUGUGUUUGUUUUCUGCACCAGAGGAGAGCUGAACAAGUACCGGGUUCCCUCCCUGCUGGACGUCUACCAGCAGCGAGGCUUCACCGUCCACCACAUGCCUUUCGCAGACGGAGACGCUCCCGAGCUGGAGCAGUGCUGCCGGAUCCUGGAGGAGCUGCAGGUCAGCCUCGACAACAACAGGAGGACGGUGAUCCACUGCUAUGGAGGCCUGGGACGCUCCGCUUUAAUCGCUGCCUGUUUGCUGCUUCAGCUCUCCUUAACAAUGACGCCCAACAAAGCCAUCGAGAUCCUCAGGGAGCACCGAGGAGGAGGAGCCAUUCAAACGGUGAAGCAAUACAACUUCCUUCACGAGUUCCGGGAACGGUACUCGUCCUACCAGGAGAGCAGAGAAGCUGCCACAGAGCGGUCGGUGUCUCGGUGAUCUCUGCUGCUGCUGCUGCUGCUCUUAAAGAGGAACAAAAAUCUCUUCAAACUUGCUCAUUUAUCGGUGAUUCUUCUGACUGCGUGUGAUAUAAUUGUAUUCUCUAAGAAUUGCACUUUAAAAGAAUACUCUAAUAUAUUUCUGCUUCUCGUCCUCAUUAUAAUCAAAUAAACGACUCGAUGAGGAAAUCCUG
Messenger RNA from Stegastes partitus (bicolor damselfish), 890 nucleotides. RefSeq names its product cyclin dependent kinase inhibitor 3 (gene cdkn3). The record is from RefSeq and is a predicted model, not a curated record. The transcript is spliced from 7 exons. NCBI's taxonomy places the organism in Eukaryota, Metazoa, Chordata, Actinopteri, Pomacentridae. Gene Ontology annotation, molecular function: protein tyrosine phosphatase activity. Gene Ontology annotation, biological process: protein dephosphorylation. The coding region runs from base 68 to 697 and encodes 209 amino acids.